Molecule: messenger RNA, 928 nt
Organism: Helianthus annuus (common sunflower)
Lineage: Eukaryota; Viridiplantae; Streptophyta; Magnoliopsida; Asterales; Asteraceae
Product: PLAT domain-containing protein 3-like
Exons: 2
Coding region: 215-778 (187 amino acids)
Molecular function (GO): protein binding
Source: RefSeq, a predicted model, not a curated record
ACCAUAUAUUUCUGCAACAUUUUAUUCAUAUUAAAUAUUUGGACCACGAGGACCAAACAAAGGCCAACACAUGUCCAUCUUGAAUAUGCAAACCAAUGUUACCCAUCUGCAAAUCAAUACACACAAUCCCCUACCUAACCCCAUUAACCAAACCAUAGUUUAUAAAAUAUAUACUAAUACAGACAAACCAAAAUAAAACUCAUCAAGAGCAAAAAUGGGAGGUUCUAGGAUCAUGAUCAAUCAUCUGUUCCUCACAACCAUAUUCAUCCUCAUCUCCAUAGCCACCAUAUGCCGAUCGGAUGAUGCUGAUUGCGUGUACACCGCUUACAUACGAACCGGUUCAAUCUGGAAAGGCGGGACGGACUCCAAAAUAACGCUCACGUUGUACGAUGCAGACGGCUAUGGCAUACGGAUCAACGACAUCGAGGCAUGGGGUGGCUUGAUGGGUCCGGACUACGACUACUUCGAGAGAAAGAAUUUGGAUAUAUUUAGUGGCCGAGGACCGUGUUUGACCGGCCCACCGUGCGAGAUGAACUUGACCUCGGAUGGAACUGGGUCGGGCCACGGGUGGUAUUGUAACUAUGUGGAGGUGACCACUACUGGAGUUCAUAUGCCAUGUGCACAACAGGAGUUUGAGGUGGAGCAGUGGUUGGCCACCGAUACGUCACCGUAUGAACUCACGGCUAUUAGAAACUAUUGUGAUGAGUAUUCUUCAACCCGUCGGCAUGUGAUUCUUGAGUCCAAUACUUCUUCAACUUCAGUUCGUGUGGCAAAAUGAUUGGGCUUGCUUGGUACAUGAUCACAAUUAUUAUGUGUGGAAAUGUGUUGAGUUGUAAUGUUGUAUACCACUAGUUUAUUUAUUAGCAAUAAAUAAAAAUAAGAGAAAUAUUAAAUAAAAGAUAUUUUUAUUUAAUCUUCAUUGAGAGGA